Molecule: messenger RNA, 1822 nt
Organism: Phalacrocorax carbo (great cormorant)
Lineage: Eukaryota; Metazoa; Chordata; Aves; Suliformes; Phalacrocoracidae
Source: RefSeq, a predicted model, not a curated record
GCCCCAGCAUGCAGCUCGGCAAAGCCACCAGUGGAGCCAAGACAGCCGGGGGGCUCCCACAGGGCACCCAACAUGCCAGGGAGGGGCAGGAGGCCCCUUUUUGGGAUGCACCACACACCCCAGCCACCCUCGUUGGCAGGUGCACGCAGCCCCUGGCCCUCGGUGGCCCUGUUCCUGGCGUGACGUCCUUCCCCCACCGGGCUCUCCGAAACCACAGCCACUCUUCCGUGCCCGCCUUUCCUUCCCCGCCCUGGCAGGAGGUGCAGGCGGAGGGCAGCCUACGACGCUCCUCCGUUUUCAGUGGUUGCCCAGCCCCGGGGCUGCCCUUGUGCCCCGUGCUGGUGAUACCGGCUGGCGCUGCAGCUCGCGGUCCCGUGGCAUCCCCAGGCAGAGAUCCCAUGGUGCCGGGCUGGGCUGUGCUGGUGAUGCUGGUGCCGGUUCUGGUGCUGAGCACCCUGUGGGCAUGCGGGGCUGUGCCACUGCUGGAGCCGGGGCAGCACCAUGGUGUGCAGUGGGUCUGGGGGGCGGCCAGGCAGGCACAGGCUGAGCCCCUGCUGCUCUCCCGCAGGAAGAGGGACGAUGGCAGGCAGCAGCCCACCGCUGCCACCACCAUGCUGGAGCAAGGUUAUGCUGCCACUGCGAUGCCCAGCAGCAACGACCUCGAUCCCCCCAAGCCCAGCCUGCUGCUGGGCUCUGCGCCUCCACCAGCACCCAGCACCAACGCCAGCCUGCACCAGGCACUUGCAGUGCCAACCACAGCUGAUCCCCUGGAUGAGACUGAUUCCCCCGAGCCUGACCUGUUGCUGAGCUCUGCGCCUCCACCAGCACCCAGCACCAGUGCCAGCCUGCACCAGGCACUUGCAGUGCCAACCACAGCUGAUCCCCUGGAUGAGACUGAUUCCCCCGAGCCUGACCUGUUGCUGAGCUCUGCGCCUCCACCAGCACCCAGCACCAGCGCCAGCCUGCACCGGGCGCAUGCAGUGCCGACCACAGCUGAUCCCCUGGAUGAGACCGAUUCCCCUGAUCCUGACCUGCUGCAGAGCUCAGCGCCACCGGCAGAGCCUGGCACACAAGCAGCACCCCAAAACAGCAUCACCACCAUCCCCAGCUGGCUUACAUGGCCCAGCAAGGAGGAGACAGCAGCUGGUGGCACAGACAGCAGCUCCUCUGUGGGGCUGCGCUCAGCGACCCACCCAGCCCUCAGCCCCACCACCACGGGUUACAAGAAAGUCAAGAAAACUGGAGCUCCCCCUGUGUCGACUCGUUCAGCCCCUUGGGAUACAAAGCCCGGAGGGACGGCAGUCCCAUGGGACCCCAGCAAGGUGAUGAGCAAGUGCCUGCUGGCCAUCCUGCUGCUGGCACUGGUGGCUGCCACCUUCAUGGUGUGCACGGGGGUGCUGGGCGCCCUGCUCUGGCGGCGGACGCGGAUGGCACACCGCCGGCUCAGCCACACCGAGAUGGUCUGCAUCUCCUCCCUGCUGCCUGACGGCGAGGUGGCUGCCAAUGGCCCCAAGCCUGGCCUGACCCGGCGGCCAAAGCUCCUGCUCGAUGGCUCCGAGGCUGAUGGUGACAACCUGACUCUCAGCAGCUUCCUGCCAGAGCACUCCUGAGCUGCGGGGAUGGGGUCCUGCAUCCCAGUGCAUCGGGGGGCUGCUGGCUGGGCCCUGGGCAUGGUGCCCGGUCCCCAGUGCUGGCAUGUGUGGAGCCACGGGCAGGGGACCCCCACCCCCUUGGGUUUGUGUGUCAACUUGGACAAGUGUGAUGAGGAGCUGCUUUCCCCUGGGACGAGCUCAGCCCUCAAGGCUGACCCUAUUAAAGUGUU